CACCAAAUUAGCUUCUAAUUCCAAUUUUCCAUAUCUACCACUGAGGUGAGAUUUGUGUGUGUGUGUGUGUGUAUAAGUGUAAGAUUCUCAGAGACAGAACCCUAACCUUAGAACUCAAGCCAUUCAAUCGCCUUAUCUCACUUGUCAGCAACUUGAGAUUCUUCAUAAUUUAUUUUGGUAAAAUAUCAGGUUCAUGCCAUGGAGAUACCAGACGAGGCAGUCAUUAUCAAUUCUAGUAGGUUAAAAUCUGUUGUAUGGAACGAUUUUGAUAGAAUUAAAAAUGGUGACACUUGUGUGGCUGUUUGUAGGCAUUGUAAAAAGAAACUUAGUGGUUCAAGUACUAGUGGAACAUCACAUUUACGAAAUCACUUAAUCAGAUGUCGGAGAAGAUCAAACCAUGACGUAGCUCAAUUGCUUACUAAGGGAAAGAAAAAGGAAGCAACCGCUGCUCUUUCAAAUUUUAGUCUUGAUCAAGAGCUGAGAAAGAGUGAACAGUUUUACCCUGUGAAUACCAAAUUUGAACAGGAGCAGACAAAAGAUGGAUCCAUCAACAUUGGAAAUAAUAAUUUUGAUCAUAAGCGAAGUCGGUUUGAUCUUGCUCGCAUGAUCAUCUUACAUGGUUAUCCUUUAUCUAUGGUUGAUCACACUGGAUUCAAAAUAUUUGUUAGAAAUCUCCAGCCUUCGUUUGAGCUUGUGACAUGCAAUAGAGUUGAGGCUGACUGUAUUGAAAUUUAUCUGAAAGAGAAACAGAAGGUGUAUGAGGUGUUGGAUAAAUUGCCCAGUAAAAUCAGCCUUAGUGCUGAUAUGUGGUCUACUAGGGAAGACACUCAGUACUUGUGUUUGACAGCCAACUACAUUGAUGAUGCUUGGCAGUUAAAGAAGAAGAUUUUGAAUUUUAUAAUGGUUGAUCCUUCUCAUACGGAAGACAUGCUGUCUGAAGUUAUCAUGACCUGUCUAAUGGAUUGGGAUAUUGAUCGAAAACUGUUUUCGAUGACAUUUGAUAGUUGUUCCACCAAUGACAACAUUGUACGUAGAAUUACAGACCGGCUUUCGCAGAACAGGUUUCUUUUGUGUAAGGGUCAAUUGUUUGAUGUACGUUGUGCUGCAAAUUGUAUCAAGUUGAUGGUUCAAGAUGCUCUGGAUGCACUAUCUGAGGUAACACAUAAGAUUCGGGAAAGCAUUCAGUACGCGAAAAGCUCACAAGCAACUCAAGAAAAGUUCAACGAGAUGUGUCAGAUAGCUGGAGUUGAUUGCCAGAAGUGCGUUUUAUUUCUUGAUAAUUCAUUGCAAUGGAAUUCAACAUAUUCCAUGCUUGAAGUUGCUCUAGAGUAUAAAGAUGUGUUCUCUCUCCUCCAAGUACAUGAUUCCAUCUACACAACAUGUCCAUCUAAUAUAGAGUGGGAAAGAGCAAGUGUCAUUACUAGCUACUUGAAGCUCUUUAUUGAAGUUUUUAAUGUUUUCACAGGGAGCAGGUAUCCUACUGCAAAUAUAUAUUUUCCUGAGAUUUGCCAUAUUCAUUUGGAGUUGAUUGAAUGGUGCCAGAAUUCAGAUGUUUAUAUUAGUUCUUUAGCAUUGAAGAUGAAAAGCAAAUUUGAUGAUUAUUGGAAGAAAUGCAGCCUGGCUUUGGCAGUUGCAGCCAUCUUGGAUCCCCGAUUCAAGAUGAAGGUCGUGGAGUAUUACUAUCCACAGAUUUAUGGCAGUAGCGCUCCAAAUUGCAUUGAUAUUGUUUCUAAUUGUACGAAGGCCCUUUAUAAUGGGCAUGCUAUCUGCUCCCCAUUAGCUUCUGGUGGUGAUGGUCUGGCUUGUCAUGUUGGUAAUGGUGCUGGUAAUGAUUCUAAGGAUAGGCUCAUGGGUUUUGACAGAUUCCUUCAUGAAACUUCACAGAGUCAAAACAUAAAAUCAGACUUAGACAAGUACCUGGAGGAACCUCUUUUUCCUCGUAAUGUUGAUUUUAAUAUCUUAAAUUGGUGGAAGGUUCACACACCAAGGUAUCCCAUCCUAUCUAUGAUGGCACGCAAUAUUUUGGCAAUAUCCAUGUCAAAUGUUUCAAUGGAGUCAGCUUUUGAUACUGGAGAUAAAGUGCUAGAUCAUUGUUGGAGUUCACUAAGAUCGGAAACUGUGCAAGCUUUGAUGUGCGCUCAAGAUUGGAUGCAAAAUGAAUCAGAAGAUUCCAGAUAUUCCUCAAGCCAUUCUACCUUGGCGCUUUGCUAUGAUGCAAAUUAACAAGUUUUUGGUAUGCUUCUUUGGUUACCUUUGCGAUCUUCUCAUCGAGUAUUUAGAUAUCUAUCUGAAAACUCAUAUCUUAUUUCAAAUUCAAUGUAGAUAUUUUUGGGUCAUGUAAACAUCACCUUUUCAUAUGGAGCUGGUUUAGGAAUUUGAAAUAUUGUCGCAAAACCACUUUUUCCUUAGAUGGAAGUGUAAGCACUAAAGUGAAUUGCUUCCUUUUUAGGAUCUAGCUUGAAUCUAGAAUCGGUAUUUUCUGUA
Messenger RNA from Cornus florida, 2484 nucleotides. RefSeq names its product zinc finger BED domain-containing protein RICESLEEPER 1-like. The record is from RefSeq and is a predicted model, not a curated record. NCBI's taxonomy places the organism in Eukaryota, Viridiplantae, Streptophyta, Magnoliopsida, Cornales, Cornaceae. Gene Ontology annotation, molecular function: protein dimerization activity; DNA binding. The coding region runs from base 199 to 2223 and encodes 674 amino acids. The transcript is spliced from 3 exons.